This is a messenger RNA of Uranotaenia lowii, 5564 nucleotides long. Its product is annotated as fl(2)d-associated complex component-like. The transcript has 6 exons. NCBI's taxonomy places the organism in Eukaryota, Metazoa, Arthropoda, Insecta, Diptera, Culicidae. Gene Ontology annotation, cellular component: RNA N6-methyladenosine methyltransferase complex. The record is from RefSeq and is a predicted model, not a curated record. Bases 337 to 5181 code for a protein of 1614 amino acids.
GUGUCAAGAUGUGAAAAUUUUUACGGUGGCAUCGAUCGGCAUCCGUGGAGUUUCAGUUGUGUGAAUACGGUUUUUUCGGAUCAAACCCGUGUUUUCCGGUCCCUAAAGCAAGUGAAAACCAGCCAAAACGGCGUCCGCCUUAGUUUGGUGUCCUCCAAGUGUGAAAAACCCACGGAACCUCAUCGAGCGGAGCGUCUAGCAGUAUCGCGAAAACUCGCAACACCAACCGAGUCGUGUCUCCAUUUUUGUUCUUCCUAUCCCAAUUCGAAUUAUCCGGAUAGACCGAGAAGGGCAAAAUAUGUGCGUAUUUUCUCUGCGACGGGUGUCGGAAAUAAGAUGUCUGCACCUGUAAAGCGUAAAAUUACACUCGAGCUUAACCCGAACAAGAAAGUUCUCCCGAAGGAUCGCCCGAGUGUGUUCCAGCGGCUCGGAACCAAGAAGUUCCCCCAGACCGCAGCACCGACCUCUGGCCCGUCUGGCUCCAGCGUCUGCCCCAGCAGCGGAACCGGAACCAAUCCGGAUUCGGGUAUCAACAAGGAGGAAAUCGUCAAACGAAUCGUCGGUUGCGACGAACCUGAACCGGUGCCGGCACCGAAAAUCGUACCGGAAAGUGUGUCCCUUCACGCGCGGCUCAUCGAAGCUCAACUCGCUGCCAAGCUUGGCAAGGUAAUCGUUAGCCGGGGUGAAGCUAUCGGUGUACAACCGGUGCCAGCACCCACUAUUGUGCCACCAGUAAGCAGCAGCAGCAGCAGCGGAAUCAACAGGAACGAACGACCGGAAAGGAGCGAACCUGUCGAACGGAACGAACGACCGGAGAGAAACGAAAGGGUCGAAAGACACGAUCGCGUCGAGCGAAACGAACGUGUGGAACGGAACGAUCGUGCUGAAAGGAUCGAACGGUUGGAUCGAAACGAACGGGUCGAAAGGAACGAGCGAGUUGAAAGGGUUGAUCGCAUUGAGCGUUCCGAACGCGCUGAGCGUACCGAUCGUAUCGAGCGUUCUGAGCGGAACGAAUCGGAUCGCAGGGGAGGUGGAGGAUCGGAGCAUCAUUCCUACUCCGGAGGAUCGCACAAACGCAGCACUACUGUUGGGGGAUCCGAUAGACAAACGGAUCGCAACGUGGGUAGCUGGGAUCAGUCCAGUCUGGAGAAUGCUGACCAGGACAUUCUAGAGCGCAAACGUAAAGAACUGCAAAAAGAGCUCAAACUUGAAAUGGAUGCCAGCGGAGGAAGCAGCCAUCAUCAUCAUCAUCAUCAUUCGUCGGCCAUGAAGAAAAAGGAAACUCUGGUGGUAAAAAAGAUCAGGAAGGUGCCAGUACCAAGACGUUCUUCAUCGAGCUCCGACAGUUCGAGUAGCAGCGGAUCUGACUCGUCCGAUUCGGAUUCUAGCUCAAGCUCCAGCAGCUCUGGUGAUUCCCGAAGGGUUAAGAAACGUGCUGUGCGCCGGCGUGAUUCCAGCUCAAGCUCAGAUGACGGUGGCGGCCCAAGUAAAAAAAUUGUGAAAAAACAUGUCAAGAAAUUGUCUGCCGAUGGAACCAAACGUAUUGUGACGAAGAAAAUCGGUGGUCAUGUCACCAAGAUUCGCGUUAAGAAAGUUGUUAGCCCUGGAGGUACCAGCCAUCUUCGCAAGAUCGCUCGAGAGGUUUCUCCUAGUGGCAAAACACCUACCAAGUACACAGUUAAAAAAGUUUUGGUAAAGAAAGAUAAACAUGCAGCGUUGAUGGUCGAUGCACGAGAACGCGUUCGCGAAAAGGAACGAGAAAUGGCGCUUCGUGAGAAGGCGCGGGAAAAGGAAAAGGAACAACUACGGCACCGGGAACGCGAACGAGAACGUGAACCAGACAGAAGUAGAUCGCCGCGUAGCGCUCACAUUCGAUCCCGGUCACCAAUUGCUUCCACUUCAAGGAGUCGUGAGUUGAAGAAAAAAUCUCCAGAACCGGUAGUCUCGAGGUAUCGUGAACCGGUACAGACGGUAGUAAGGCGUUUGGACAGAUCUCCAGAAAGAAUUGACGAUCGUCGUCGUCACGAGAUGCUAAAAGAUCGCGAACGGAGGGAUCGCGAAAUCGUGCGCCCUAAAGAACGAGAAGAACCUCUGGUACGAUGCGUGGAUAAGCCACGCGAGCGAGAACGAUUGGCCGUAAUCAAAGAUUCCCGUGGAGCAACGGUGGUACGACGCGGCGAGGUUUCGAGUGUGGAUCGUACCCACAUCGACGGGGGAUUGGAAAAACCGGAUCGUCAUCGACCGGUGGAACGUUUGCUUCCACGCCCGGCUGAACGCGCUAGAGCUCUAGCUGCCGCCAGAAGCCCGGGAAAGCAUGAUCAUGAUCGUAGUCGCACACCGGGGUCUCCCAGGGCCAGAGAGCGAGCUAUUCCAAGAGAACGGUCCUACGAUCGACCGGGAAACGAAAGAGGAUUCAUUGAUCAUCACGAUCGGAGAAGCCGUUCCCGGGAACGAGAUUACGUUCCAACGAUCGUAAGAGGUGCACGAAGCCGUGAUAGUCCCUAUGAGCCGCCCCAUACGCAACCGGUCCAGAGUCGAGAUGCUCGCGAUUACAGAGAUCGCGAUCGUGGUUACGAACGGGAGCAACCCGCACAACCGGCACCGCGUGGAAGAGGUGGGCAUGAGUAUUCCCGCGGUCCCGAUUAUCCUGAUGAUCCUCCGCCGCGCCGAGAACACGACAGAGAAUGGGAGCGGGAUCGGGAUGCCGAUAGAGGGCCGCCACCACGUGCUGGAUUUGAUAGAAGAGAUCGUGAGGAGCACCGGGGACGCGAUUGGGAUCGCGGUGAUCAUGGUCCGCCACAGCACAGCCACGGUCAUGACCAAGAUCCGGCUUACCAUAAGCAUUCCGGGAGAAACUGGAAUAAUGAAGAUUCUCACUGGAAGGAAAACGAUGGGUGGGUCAACGAGAAAGAACGUGGUGAUUGGAAAUAUAAAGACAGACAAUGGGAACAUGACGAUCACCCGGCCGUUGGCCCACCAACUCAUAAUCAUGGACCAGGUCGUCGAUGGCAACAGGGUGGUGGUGGUCAUCAAGAUCAAAAUCAGGGUGGUUCCGGUUGGCAUGGAAAACCUAAAGACGACAUGGAAUUUGGCCCCCGUUCCCACAAAUUGGCAGGCCGUCUGGGCGACCCACCGGGCGGUGAUCGCGGACCAUUCCAUAGACAUCAUCAAGGAGGUGGCCACCAAGGAAACAUGUUCCACCAUGGUCGUAAGGGUAUGGGCCCAGGACGCUUCGGAAAUCAGCACAAAUUUGGUCAUCGUAGCCAGCAAAGUUUGAGCACUCAACAACAUAUUCAGCAGCAACAGCAGCUCUUACAACACCAGGCCCAACAAGCCCAACACUUCCAUCAUCCACCGCAACAACCGGGAUCUGGGCCACCUUCGUUGCUCAGCCUUCCGCUUGGCCCACCACACCAGUUAGGUCUGGGACCCGAACCCGAACCUAAGAAUGAUUUGCCUCCUCCACCUGAACCAAGUAUUCCGGAGCCACCAGAACCGGCCCCUGCCACCACAAAACCAACGGAGGAGCCGACUCCAUCAAGCAAUCUUUCCCAACAACAACAACCGACAGCUGCACCAACUGCUGACGAAACUGUUCCGACCUCGACCGAAACGCAACCAGCAGAGAACGAGGCAAAGGAAGUUGCCGCGGCUGGCGCAACAUUACCACAGGUUGAUUCCAUUGCAGCAGCAGAACCGGUCGUUGCCGAAGAUGCUCCAACCGGAGAAGACCCCGCUGCUCCAGAACCUAUGGAUGAAGACAACCUGAGCGAAAUCAGCGACGAUCCAGACGACAUUCUCACUAGGGAAGAGGAAGAUCAAUGCAACAUCUCUGUUAAAAGCGAAAAGAAAGCCGACAAUUCCGGCGGUGGUGGAACCUUGUCCUCCUCGAUGAUGAUACCGUCACAGGUCCUCCAUCAGCACCAGCAGCAACAACAACAGCAGCCACCAUCGUCGUCAGCCUCUUCGGUGUCGUCUUCGUCCGCACUCAUCGCUCCCAGGCGUCCUUUUUUAUCUAAAGCUCGGUACAAGUCCUACGACGACUGCAUCGGCGGUCUUCCGACGGAUUUGUAUGCCAACAUCGACGAUGGCGGAGCGUCGUCGUCGUCGUUUGCGAAAACAUCGUCUUCCUUCCGGCUGACCGGUCGCGCAGAAAUAAAUCAGCUGAACAGCUCGACGGCGGGCGCUGAAAAGCUAGCUGGUGGAGAUCCAAACGAUGCGAAUGCUUCCCACGCCAACGAAAAGGUUGCCGGUGGCGAGGGAGAAGAUAACGUUUCCGGUCCUGGCCAGCAGUUGCACCAAUCGGGGGCGAGGGAUGCGGCCGGUGAUUUGUACUCGGUUCAAGAGGCCAAAAAUGCUAAGGAAGCCGGCAAGUUGCAUGCUAACAAGGAACUCAAGGAAGAAAUGGAUCUCGAUUUCGAAGAAAUUUCCGACGGUGAACUCGAGGAAGAGAACAAGUUCAAAGGCCUCGGUGAUGCAUUGGGUGUCGAUUGGGCUAGCUUAGCGCAGGAAACUCGUGCCAAAUUGAAGCAACCGGAACAAACGUUCCCCGUUUCGGCAAGGAAUCGCUGGAAAGCACACCACAUUUUGCUGGACAUUGGCAUCUCUGUUCGGUUGGCUGGAGAAGCUUAUGCUCAGCGAGUGUUGACGGAAUCUAAGGAAAAACUUCGAGAAGAAAUCGAAGAAUUCAAGGCGGCAUCGGCAGCAGCCGAGGAACAGAAGGUCAAAAAAGAAGCAGAAGAGCAGCUUUUUAAUGGUGUCAAAAUCAAGAAAGAAAUUCUGGAUGAAGAUGAGCAAGCCGAACAGCGGAAGCAGAACGAAUCGCAGGAAUUGCAAGUGAAAAAAGAAGAACCAGACAAGUCCAGCGAAAUUUCGGAACAGGAAGCAAAUUUGGAAGAUAUGGACAAGAUAUUGCACCCUGUCGCUUCGGUACACGUGGCCAUGCGUGAGCGUGCCAGGGCACGGCGCAAUCUGAUCCUGCGAGCCGCUGGACCUCACAGCAGAGCGCUGAGUGCCCGCCGAGAUCUGGAAAUCCGUCGUCAGUUGUGUGGCUUCCCACCGGAGGAAUGUAACGAACGUGUCCUCGAACACCAGUCAACACCGACCAACCCGGAACUGCACGAAACGGUGAUGAAGCUUUUCCAGGCAUCAGUCCAAUCCAAGAAUAUUGAAGUGCAGUAGCAAUUAUCCUAAGCAUUAUGAUCAUUAAAAUGACUAGUAAUAGGCCCAAAAAUGAAUCAUACAUGUGUGAAUGUCCUGCCAAUAUGGAAUCACACUGUCAAUGAUUUAUUAUAUAACAGCAAAAAAAAAAGUAACAAAUACAUGUUUCCUUGAUAGCACCUUACUAUUACGCACUAACGUAUCUCGAUGUUCGCACUCCAGCAACAUUGUGAAAAAAAUUUAAUACAAUUCAGUAUAGUAGAUUUCCGUUCAGUGCAAACAGCAAUUCGAAUAAACGUUACAAUAUUUUCCCUUCAAAUAAAUUUUUCCUUAGUAAUAGGAGCUACUUUUGUCUGUAGUGUUGGUCCAAGCAAAAAUAAAGUAAUAAAGUUUUAUCACCAAAA